AAUUAAUUAAGAAAAAUCCACAGAUUUUCCUACUCAUUUCACUCUCAUUCUCCUUCUGCUCUUGUCUCUAUAAAAUUUCAGGUUCUCUUUUGCUAUAAGCUUCAGUGGGUUCAACAGAAAUGGCAACAGUUCAGCCACUUUCAAAUGGGGUUUCUGAGAUUACUCAAGAGAGGUGAACUUGGGAGUGGAUCCAUUGACAAAUGAAGAACUGGAUUACUAAAGAUAAGUGAAAUAUGAAAUGCUUUAAUUUGAGGUGUCAUUCAUAUCAUUUCUCUGAAGAUUUUUCCUUUGAAGACGCCGAGAUUGUAAAAUCUGUAAAUGAACAAACUUCAGAUACUGGACAUAGUAGUAGACGCCCUGAUAUUUCACUUCAAAUACCCCCGAGAACAACAGGCUUUGGUAAAAGCCGUAGUGGAAAAGGUUUAUUGCAAUCUCAAGGUUCCAACAAAGGUGGUUUGUCUCCAGGAAGCUUCUUAAGAGCUUUAAGCUUUAAGAGAAAAGGCAUUGCUCCUGAAGGUGAGAAAAGUACACUCCUAAGUUCAGACCCAAAGACUGCUGCUGAAAGUCCGAUAUCGACGAUUGCUUCAGCCUUUUCGUGGAAAAAGUCCACCUCUCUCCCAGUUACUCCAGCAUCAAAUUUGUCCCCCUUGAUUUCCCUCCCCGCCACAACUAGUACAAUCAUUGAAAACCCAAUCCCACAUAAAGAAGCAGUGCGUGCCGUUUCGAGAUCUCUAUCUGUUCCUGUAAGAAAUAUCGUUAUAGUACGAUCUACAUCUUUUGCUACCCCUAGGCCAAUUUCUGAGGCCAGUGCCAGUUCUGAUCAGGAUGGUUCUGUUACUUUAGAAAAUGAUGAUGAAGAAAUUCCUGAAGAGGAAGCAGUUUGUAGAAUCUGUCUCGAUCCAUGUGAAGAAGAAAACACUCUUAAAAUGGAAUGCAGUUGCAAAGGAGCCCUUAGGCUUGUACAUAAACAUUGUGCAAUAGAAUGGUUUAGUAUAAGAGGAAGCAAGGUGUGUGAAGUUUGUAGGCAGGAAGUACAGAAUUUACCCGUCACACUACUCCGCAUUCCCACCACUGCUCGACAGGACGGAAGACAAUUGCGAAAUCAACUGACGUUUCGUUCGCGGACAGUAAGUGUUUGGCAGGACUUUGUAGUGCUUGUUUUAAUCAGCACAAUAUGCUAUUUCUUCUUCCUUGAGCAGCUUCUGAUUCACGACUUGAAGACUCAAGCUAUCGUUUAUGCUGCACCUUUUGCUCUGGUGUUUGGUCUCACAUCAUCGAUAUUCUCUGUUAUCCUUGCAAUCAGGGAGUACAUAUGGACUUAUGCAGCUCUUGAGUUUGCACUUGUAGCUAUUAUUCUUCAUCUUUUCUAUACUUUGCUGAAACUGAAGGCCAUAUAUGCCAUUUUGCUGUCUGCAAUUUUGGGUUUUGGUGUGGCUAUGAGCUUGAAUGCUGUAUACAUUCAUUACUACAUUUGGCGAGUUCGAAUCGCACAGAAUCCCAACCCAGCAUGACCAAGUUCCAACCACGAUGAGCCCAUCUUCUGAAGAUUCAUUUCAAAACUUCUAAAUUACCAAACAGAAUCUGGUGAAUGAGGAGAAAAAUGCUGGUAGAUCCCACAAAGCAUGACAAUUUUCAGGCAUCUAAUGAGUAAAUAUGAACAUCAUCAUCGUCUUCAAUCGGUAUUCAAAAGUUUUUGCAUUGUAUGCCAAGUUGCAACUGAUGAAGAUGAAAGUAGACUACAUGUAUCAAUGAAACGUUUAUAAUUUUUGUAUAGGAAAAAUGUAUUCCUACAGACGCAAUAUAAAUUGAACGUUUCUUGCUUCUUUGUAAUGUGUAAGAAAAAAGAUUAGUCGUGUAAGAAAAAAAUUAGGACGUGCGAAAGUGAUCUUGAAAAUAAUGAUUUUAGUGAAAAUAAUGAUUUUAGUGAAAAUAAUGAUUAUAAGUGAUUUGUCAAA
Molecule: messenger RNA, 1955 nt
Organism: Cucumis sativus (cucumber)
Lineage: Eukaryota; Viridiplantae; Streptophyta; Magnoliopsida; Cucurbitales; Cucurbitaceae
Exons: 9
Coding region: 234-1511 (425 amino acids)
Molecular function (GO): zinc ion binding
Source: RefSeq, a predicted model, not a curated record